ACCGUAUUGGUUCUGAGCAGGUGGGCGAAGCUGGAAAACAAAACAAGCAGCCGGUGACCCCGGGAACAGAGAGAGAGAGAGAAAGAAAGAGAGAGAGGGAGAGAAUAAACAUUAAAGCAGAUUAUAGUAUAAAGGUUGUUUUGAAGUGCGUUGUUUAUUUUGUAACUUUUUUAAUUGUUGGCACUAUUCGCAUUGUUUGUGUGUUGUUGUUUUUCUGAAGUGUCUGCAGCAUGAUGAGAUUUCACCCUGACAGUUUAUUAUGAAGAAGCCUGGAGAGCUGGGCUCGGUGUUUCUGUGUGUUUCUCACUGGUUUACCGAUGGAGAGUGUCGGAAAGUUCGAGUUCAACAGGAAGGACCUGAUCGGGCACGGUGCGUUCGCGGUGGUGUUCAGAGGAAGGCACAAAGAGAGACAUGAGUUUGAAGUUGCUGUGAAGUGCAUAAAUAAGAAGAAUUUGGCCAAGUCGCAGUCGCUCCUGGGGAAAGAGAUCAAAAUAUUAAAGGAGCUGAAACAUGAAAACAUCGUUGGCUUACUGGAUUUUCAGGAAAUCUCAGGUUGUAUCUACCUUGUCAUGGAGUACUGCAACGGUGGAGAUCUGGCAGAGUAUCUGCACUCCAAAGGCUCUCUGAGGGAGGACACCAUCCGGAGCUUCCUGCAGCAGAUAGCGAGCGCUAUGAGCGUCCUGCGGAGUAAAGGCAUCAUCCACAGGGACCUCAAGCCGCAGAACAUCCUCCUGUCCUACAGCGCAGGCCGCAGAGUCACCCCCAACAACAUCUGCAUCAAACUAGCUGAUUUUGGCUUUGCGCGGUAUCUUCAGGGGAACACGAUGGCUGCUACACUUUGUGGUUCUCCCAUGUACAUGGCUCCUGAAGUGAUCAUGUCACAGAAUUAUGACGCCAAAGCUGACCUGUGGAGUGUGGGUACCAUCGUCUUCCAGUGCCUGACUGGCAAAGCUCCAUUUCAGGCCAGUAGUCCUCAGGAGCUGCGAAUGUUCUAUGAAAGGAACCGGAAGCUCAAUCCAAACAUCCCACGGGAAACCUCCAGUCACCUGAGACAUCUGCUGCACGGCCUGCUACAGAGGAACCACAGAGACCGCAUGGACUUCAAUGAAUUUUUUCAUCAUCCUUUUCUCGAAACAAGCACCAUUGUGAGAAAAUCCUCUCCAUUACCCAUGCCAUCAUACCCCAGCUCAGGAUCUGGAAGCUCCAGCAGCGGAUCCUCAACCUCCAACCUCACCCCUACACAGUCGGACGCUGGAACCCAAAGGCCACACCCAGUACACAAAGCCACACCUCCUUCCAGCUCCCAAAUGAAGGACUCCUCUUCUUCAGAGACGGAGGACUUUGUCUUGGUGCUGGCGCAGCUCCCCAAUGAGAUGGCAGAUCAGGACAAUCAGGAAAUGGGGAUACAGAGUGGGUGUUCUCUUUUGAGUCCAAGUACCUUUGUCGGUGGAACAUCUCCACUGUCUCCAUCUCACCGUAUAUCUCCAAGCCCUACCAGACCUGUAGAAUGCGGUGGCAGUAGUUACAGCCAGUCUGUGCCUGUUCCUGUGCCUACACAAAUCCACAACUACCAAAGGAUGGAGCAGAACCUGCAGGGAGCAUCGAGGACUGCCGUCCCCACAAGUCAUUGCUGCACAGGUGGGUUCCCCAGAGGCUCUCUUAGUCCAUCUCAUCGCAGACUGUCUACAGGGGGGUCCAGACCUCACCAACCAUCUCCCAAAGUGGGAACAAUACCUGAGACCCCUGACCAAUCAGAGCUGCCGUGGAGCAGGACGGGACUGCAGGAUACGCACGUCCGUCUGCCGAAUCAGGUCUUCCCUCUUUUCUCCGAUGUUGGUACCAUGGAAACGACUUUGCCAACUAGAAACAGGAGCCAACAACACAGUCCGGAUGCAAUCAUACACAGGUGGGAGCUGGACAGACGAUUCAGCCUUCCCAGCACUCUGAAUCACACCAGAACCAUGCCUGACCUCCAGGAACCCCGUGUGACCCCCACCAACCUGACGGAGAGGAGGAGAGGCUCUGUGAAAAGGUCCAGUAGCGUGGGCCGGUUGUCUGAUAUGCUGCUGAAGGCUGUGUUUGGAUCUCAGCUGGACAGGGGCAGCUGUGAUGGGCUGAAUACAGAGAGACCCAUGGACACUACAGUAGCCCCUGGUGGAAUGGUUAGCGUAGAGAAAGGCUCAUGCAGCCCUGGUCAUAUCUUCUUCACUGUCGGCACCCCUCCCGACAGACACACUCUUCUUUCAACGACUAGACGCAGACGCAUCUCAGGGUCCUCAUGCAGUCCUGGCAGUCCUGGCUGGACAUGCAGUUGCUACCCCAAGUCCUACAAUUCACCAGAAAGGCACUGCUGUGGUUUCACGGACAUCGUUGGUUCCAAUCUGAACACCGACGCGGCUCUUGUGCCUCCUGAGCUCCCGACGGAGACGCUGAUGGAGCAGGAUCACACGGACAUGCUCACCCAGCUGCGCUUCACUCUGGCUUUCACACACUGUGUGAUGGAUAUGGCUGCAGCAAAGGAUGCUGGGGUUGAGAGGAGCGAGACGUCCGAUGCAUCCUUCCUGGAGCAGAGUGAGGUGGCAGACCAGAUAAGCCAGCUGAGCCGUGAGUGGAGUUGUGCAGAGCAGUUGGUCCUGUAUAUGAAGUGUGCUGAGCUCUUAUCCACCGCCUUACACACAGCGAAGGAGGCAAUUAAACAAGGCAAACUCUAUCCAUCUGCAUCUGUUAAACAGGUGGUGCGGAAGAUGAAUGAGACGUAUAAGGAGUGUGUGAUAUCCUCUCGCUCUCUCACUGCGAGGCUUCAGCUCUUCUUCAACACCAAACAGAGGCUGAUGGACCGCAUGAACAACAUCAGUGCCGAGAAAAUCAUCUACUCUCACACCAUCCAGAUGGUGCAGGCUGCAGCCCUGGAUGAGAUGUUCCACCACGGCGAGGCCUCGGUCCAGCGCUACCACAAAGCCUUGCUGCUGAUGGAAGGCCUGUCCUUAAUCAUCACAGAGAGAGCCGACCUCAACAACAUCAACAAAUGUAAGCAGUGUAUUGAGCGCCGUCUCUCCUCCCUCCAGCCGGGACUGUGUGUGUGAUCACAUGCCACAUAGGCUUCGUGUUUCCUCAGACCCUCAUAUUUCCUCUGAUGCCAAAUGACUCUUCAUCCUCUAUUUACAUGCACACUAAUGACCUGAUCAUUAUCUUAUAAUUAUGCUUCAGUGUGCUCCAUGCUAUGUUAGACGGGUAAUGUUGUGCCAGUGUUACACACAACAAGUUAACAUGAUACAGUCUAUACGUGGUAGACCAAGCAAAAGCGUUUUCUCUGAUUGUUGAAUCGCUGUGUGACCUUUGAACUCUGAUACAAUACUUGAUAUUAAUUAUGAGGGCUGUAAAUAUUUUUUGACAAAUCAGCUACUGUACCUUUAUUAUUUACAACUGUCUUUACAAUGAAGCACUUUAUGAAUGAGAGUGUGACCGACAUGCCUAAAGGAGUCGACUGUGGCAGAGCUGAACUUGUUCACUUUAUGGAUUUCCUUUAAUUUAUUUUGUUGUAUGCUGCACCUUUAAAAAAAAAAAGCACACAAUUCACACGGAUCAAGUGUACUAACUCUUGAAAAGGUAGAGAUGACUGUUUUUUUUGUAUCACUAUUUUGUUUGUUUAGUUUUUUAAUAUUAGACAAUGGCCUUAUGUAUGCACACAAAAUGCACCUGUUGUAUAUGUGUAUGAUGUUUGUGAAGUGUGAAUGUUUGUCUUUUUUCUUUCUUUUUUUCCCAAAAAGCCAAGGUUUGUAAUUUCUGUGUGU
Molecule: messenger RNA, 3791 nt
Organism: Neoarius graeffei (lesser salmon catfish)
Lineage: Eukaryota; Metazoa; Chordata; Actinopteri; Siluriformes; Ariidae
Gene: ulk1a
Product: unc-51 like autophagy activating kinase 1a
Exons: 28
Coding region: 318-3083 (921 amino acids)
Biological process (GO): autophagy; autophagosome organization; positive regulation of autophagy
Cellular component (GO): autophagosome; cytoplasm
Molecular function (GO): ATP binding; protein serine/threonine kinase activity
Source: RefSeq, a predicted model, not a curated record